CCUGUGUCGUCCACCCGGGUCGUGGUCCUGGUCCUGGUCCUGAUCGUGCCUUUCCAGGCCUCUACUGAUGUGGACACGGACUACGGAGGGGUCCCCCUGUGGAUAAACCGUUUCCUAGGGGAGCCCAGUGUCCUGACCCUGCGUGGCCGUAUGGACCCGUCAUGGUACCGGGCCAACAACCCCCAGGCCUGUCCCGAGCCAUGUGACUGUCCCAUCCAGUGGCCCACAGCCCUCUACUGUGACCACAGAGCACUGGGAGCCAUACCAGACAACCUGCCAGCUAGGACUGAAUACCUCUUCCUACAGGACAACAACAUCUCAUCCAUGUCAUCCUCUCCUUUUACCAAUGGCACCAGCCUGCGUUGGCUUAUACUAGACCGUAACCAGCUGCAGAGCAACAGAGUGGACCAAACUGCUCUCCAGAACCUGACCAGGCUGCACUUUCUUUUUGCCAACCACAACCAUCUGACCACGGUACCAGAAAACCUGCCAGCCGGACUCCGGCAACUCAGAUUGGCCUACAACCACAUUACCAGCAUUACCCCAGGAACCUUCCAGAAUCUAGAGCACCUCACUCUACUGCUGCUGCAGGGGAACAGACUCAGCACCAUCACAGAGGAUGACUUCAAAGGUCUGGUGCAUCUGAACCUGUUGGAUUUGAGCGGGAACCUGUUCCCCACCGUUCCCCGCCACCUCCCCCCCUCCUUGCAGCAGCUCUACCUGUCGAACAACUCCCUGUCUGGGCUGGAGGAGGACUGUCUGGUGGGCUUCAGGGGGCUCAGAUACCUGCGUCUGAGUCACUGCGGUCUGCAGAGCCCCAGCGUCCACCCCCAGGCCUUCAACCUGUCCUCCCUGGUGGAGCUAGACCUCUCCUACAAUAAGCUCAGCCUCACCCCCACUGUCCCCACAACCCUGCAGUACCUCUACCUGGAGGCCAACCAAAUAUACCAGUUCAGCGUGAGCAGUUUCUGCCAGGAGGUGGGUCCUCUGUCCUACUCUAGAAUGAAGAUCCUACGACUUGAUGGCAACAAGAUGACCUACCACCAACUGCCUGCUGACUGGGUCUACUGUCUACGGGUGCUCCAUCACAUAUACAUAUGAGGCUGCCUCCUGACCCCUCCUGACCCCUCACAGUAGGAUCACAAGAGCUCAGUAUGACAAGCUAUAAAUGCAACCCUCUCAUCUCCCGUCAUAUAGUCCUACUUUAGUACCUAGACAAUCCAGAACGUAGUCCACAGUGUACACUUCAGCUCUAUGGAGUAGCAAGAGCACAGGGGACAGAGGCUCACAACCCACCCACACAAACACAAGUUGCAAACAUACAUAUGAAUGUGCAGGUUGUAUUUGAGCGUAAGCACUUCAUUUUUAUAUUUGUGAGGCCUACCUAUUAUUUGCUCUUUUGAGGCAUGUUUUUGUAUUUUACUGUUUUGUAUAACAGACAAUAGACCCAAUAAACACCCGAAAUCCCUA
Molecule: messenger RNA, 1470 nt
Organism: Osmerus eperlanus (European smelt)
Lineage: Eukaryota; Metazoa; Chordata; Actinopteri; Osmeriformes; Osmeridae
Exons: 4
Molecular function (GO): protein binding
Source: RefSeq, a predicted model, not a curated record